Messenger RNA from Tetrahymena thermophila SB210, 444 nucleotides. RefSeq lists its product as hypothetical. Lineage: Eukaryota; Ciliophora; Oligohymenophorea; Hymenostomatida; Tetrahymenidae. The record is from RefSeq and is a predicted model, not a curated record. The transcript has 2 exons.
AUGGCUGAUUACGAUAAUUAAUAUGAUCAUUAUGAUAUGACUGAAGUAAUGAGGCAGUAAAAUUAAGCUGAGUUAGAGCUUUCAGCAAAAUUACCUAUUAAAAAUCAUCUAGAGAGACUUGAUAUGACUUUAGAAAAUCUGCUUAAAGAUUUAGAAGAUAGUAAAAAAGACCUCUAGUCGUUAAGAAAUGAUGUAGUAAGUUUAGGACAUUUAAAUAAUGAUUAAUGCUCUGAAUUAAGUAGAUUUGUUAUGGAUGAAACUCUUAGAUUAGCUAAAGAUUUUAGAAAAUUAACAAAUAUCGAACAAGAUGAGUGCACCUAUUUAAAGUAAUAAGUAAAUUAGCUUACUUAGGAUAGAAUCCGCCUUCAAUAGAACACUUUAGUGUUAGAAAAUAGAGUAAAUGAAACUGAAAAAGAUGUAGGCUUUAGACAUAUGUACGAUUGA